AUGAAUUCCUAUUACGAAAAAUCGCCUGAAGACGUUUGCAAAAGUGCAGUUGAAGAUCUUAGAGAUGAUGGGUGCUUUUAUAGAAAUGAAACAAAUCAGAACGACACUCAAGUUUCGCAAAAGUAUUCAGAAGAUGAGACCGUCAAUGAAUUAUUAUCGACCUUAAAAGAACUACUAGAAUCUUUUCAAGAUGAAGAACUGAAGCAGGAAAUCAUAGACAACAUUUACAAUACUGUUUUAAAUGCAAGGAGCGAAUAUCCCAAAAUGUCGGUCCCAAAAGUUAACAUCGAACUGCAAGAAUUUUCAAUUGAAGACAAGGAUUUUGAAAUAAAAGAAGAAGAGCCUGAACAUAAAGAAGCUUAUCUGAAGAGAUUUAUGAGCACCGAUCUAAUGAUAGAAAAUGAAGUCAAUGAAAAUAGUGGCACAUGCAAUGAUUUAGAACAGCAUAUGCUAGUUCAUAGUCAUAGUUGUACAUUUUGUUCAGAUACUUUUGCAGAUCUAAGCGCCUUAGAAAUACAUCAGAAAAUACAUGCAGAUGAAAAGCCUUUUGAAUGCACAAUUUGCAAUGAAGCAUUUGCUGUAAAAUUUGAUUUUGAUCGACACGUUUGUAAUGGAGAAAAAACUUUAACGUUGAGUGAAUCUGAUGAAAUCAGACAGGAGUUUAUUGAAGCACCUCAUUUUAAAUGUAAUGAAGGCACAUGUAAUGAAUCAUUUACAGAGCAGCAUGAUUUAGAACAGCAUAUGCCGGUGCAUAGUCACAAUUGUACCUUUUGUUCAGAUACUUUUUCAGAUCCAAGCACCUUAGAAAUACAUCUAAAAAUACAUGCAGGUGUCAAGUCUUUUGUGUGCACGAUUUGCAAUAAAGCAUUUGCUGUAAAAUUUGAUUUUGAUCAACACGCUUGUGAUUGGGGAAAAACUUUAAUCUUGAGUGAAUCUGAUGAAAUUAGACAGGAGUUUAUUGAAGCACCUCAUUAUAAAUGUAAUGAAGGCACAUGUAAUGAAUUAUUUACAGAACAGCACAUGCUGGAACAUUGUCAUAGUUGUACAUUUUGUUCAGAUACUUUUCCAGAUUCAGGCGCCUUAGAAAUACAUCUGAAAAUUCAUGCAGAUGUCAAGCCUUUUGUGUGCACAAUUUGCAAUAAAGUAUUCACUAGACAAUUGGAUUUUGAUCAACACGUUUGUGAUUGGGAAAAAACUUUAACGUUGAGUGAAUCUGAUAAUCAAACCCAAAGCUUGGAUACUCAUAGUGCAAAAGGUUCGCAUAAAUGCAAAGUAUGCGAUAGGUCAUUAUCAACAAUUUGGACCUUGAAAAAACAUAUGCUUGUACACAGUGGCGUACGGCCGCAUGCGUGUAAAUGUGCAAUAAGUCAUUCAUUCUCAACACAUAACAACUUGAAUAUGCAUAUGCUUGUUCACAGUGGCGUACGGUCCUACAGUUGUAAAGUAUGUAAUAAGACUUUCACAUAUUUUGGUAGCUUGAAAUCUCAUAUGAGCAUGCACAACGGUGAUCUGCCUUAUAAGUGUAAAGUAUGCGAUAAACAAUUCGCACAUUCGCGUAAUUUGAAAAGACAUAUGCCUGUUCACAGCGGCGAAAGACCCCACAGGUGUGAAUUAUGCGAUAAGACAUUUAUACAUUGGCGUAACUUGAAAACUCAUAAGCUUUAUAUUCACUCUGGGCACCGGCCUCAUAAAUGUAAAGUAUGCGGUAAGUCAUUCAAACAACCGAGUGAUUUAAAAUCACAUAUGGUCACACACAGCGAUGAAAAACCACAUAUUUGUGAAGUAUGCAGUAAGUCAUUCGCACGAAAGAGUAGCUUAAAAAUGCAUAUGCUCAUUCACAUCGGGACUCGGCCUCAUAAAUGUAAAGUAUGCGGUAAGUCAUUCAUACAAUCGACUGAUUUAAAAUCACAUAUGGUCAUACACAUCGAUGAAAAGCCACACAUAUGUGAAGUAUGCAGUAAGUCAUUCGCACGAAAGAGUGGCCUAAAAACGCAUAUGCUCAUUCACAUAGGAACUCGUCCUCACAAAUGUAAAGUAUGCAGUAAGUCAUUCACAAAAGGGGAUGGCUUAAAAAGGCAUAUGGUCAUACACACCGGUGAAAGGCUCCAUAGGUGUAAAGUAUGCGAAAAGUCAUUCGUACAACCGAGUGAUUUAAAAUCACAUAUGGUCAUACACAGCGAUGAAAAGCCACACAUUUGUGAAUUAUGCAGUAAGUCAUUCGCACGAAAGAGUGGCUUAAAAACGCAUAUGCUCAUUCACAUAGGGACUCGGCCUCACAAAUGUAAAGUAUGCAGUAAGUCAUUCACAAAAGGGGAUGGCUUAAAAAGGCAUAUGGUCAUACACACCGGUGAAAAGCUUUAUAGGUGUAAAGUAUGUGAUAAGGCAUUCUCACAAAGGAGUAGCUUAAAAACGCAUAUGCUCGUACACACUGGUGAAAGGCUUCAUAGGUGUAAAGUAUGCGAAAAAUCAUUCGUACAACGAGGUGGAUUAAAAAUGCAUAUGCUCAUACACACCGGUGAAAGGCCAAAUAGGUGUACAGUAUGUGAUAAGACAUUUACACAAGUGGGAGUUUUGAAAACCCACAUGCAAAUUCACAGUAAUGAACCGCGCCAAAAGUGUAAAAUAUGCGAUAAGUCCUUCUCAACAAUGCACUACUUGAAAAGGCACAUGCUCCUUCACAGUAGUAAACAGUUCCAUACAUGUUCUGUAUGCAAUGAGAUAUUUACACAAAGUAGUAACCUGGAUGAACAUAUGCUUAUUCACAAUGAGGAACGUGAAAAUAGUGCAAAUUCAGACAAAUUUUAA
Molecule: messenger RNA, 2805 nt
Organism: Ctenocephalides felis (cat flea)
Lineage: Eukaryota; Metazoa; Arthropoda; Insecta; Siphonaptera; Pulicidae
Product: zinc finger protein 11-like
Exons: 4
Coding region: 1-2805 (934 amino acids)
Biological process (GO): regulation of transcription by RNA polymerase II
Cellular component (GO): nucleus
Molecular function (GO): RNA polymerase II transcription regulatory region sequence-specific DNA binding; DNA-binding transcription factor activity, RNA polymerase II-specific
Source: RefSeq, a predicted model, not a curated record